Messenger RNA from Puccinia triticina, 1092 nucleotides. RefSeq lists its product as uncharacterized. NCBI's taxonomy places the organism in Eukaryota, Fungi, Basidiomycota, Pucciniomycetes, Pucciniales, Pucciniaceae. Gene Ontology annotation, biological process: trans, trans-farnesyl diphosphate biosynthetic process. Gene Ontology annotation, cellular component: cytoplasm. The record is from RefSeq and is a predicted model, not a curated record. The transcript has 7 exons. Gene Ontology annotation, molecular function: (2E,6E)-farnesyl diphosphate synthase activity; dimethylallyltranstransferase activity. The coding region runs from base 1 to 1092 and encodes 363 amino acids.
AUGAAUGGCCAUUCUGCUUCUUCUCCUCGGGACCGUUUCUUGCAAUUCUGGCCGCAGGUCAAGAAAGAUGUGAUCGAGUCAGCCCAGGCUGAAAAUUUACCCUCGGAUGCCUUAGAUUGGUUCGAAGCAAACUUGGAAUAUAACACCCCUGGUGGCAAAUUAAAUCGAGGAACAUCAGUGGUGGAUACCCUUCAAAUUCUGAAAGGUCGCGAGCUCGACCCAAAAGAAUACCAUUCAGCUGCCGUCUUAGGAUGGUGUGUUGAGCUGCUUCAAGCUUAUUUCCUGGUGGCCGAUGACAUGAUGGACCACAGCUUGACACGAAGAGGACAACCGUGCUGGUACAAAGCACCCAAAGUUGGGAACAUUGCGAUCAAUGACUCCUUCAUGCUGGAAGCUUCAAUCUACGUUUUGCUCAAGAAGCACUUCCGCAACCACCCGGCAUAUGUCAACCUCCUCGAAUUAUUCCAUGAUACCACCUAUCAAACCGAAUUGGGUCAACUAGUCGAUCUGUUAACAGCUCCUGAAGAUUCCGUUGAUUUAUCAAAGUUUUCGAUAGAGAAACACCAUCUCAUCGUAGUUUACAAAACCUCAUUCUAUUCGUUUUACUUGCCAGUGGCACUGGCAAUGAGACUACAUGGAAUCACGUCCCCUUCGGAUCCAGGAUCGAACGAUAGUCCUUCGAUUGACCUUUACAAACAAGCGAUGGAUAUUCUCUUGCCACUUGGCGAAUACUUUCAAGUCCAGGAUGACUACUUAGAUUGUUAUGGUGACGCUCAAGUCAUUGGAAAGGUCGGGACAGACAUCGUGGAUAAUAAAUGCUCUUGGAAUAUCAAUGUCGCUCUGAAGAACUGCACCCCAGAACAGCGGAAGAUUUUGGAGUCAAAUUACGGACGAAAAGAUAAGACGAGUGAAGCAAAAAUCAAGGAAAUCUUUGAAUCCAAGGAAGUGAAUCUAACAAAGAGAUUCACUGAAUACGAAGAAGAAUCUUUCAUAAAACUGAAUGACUUAAUCGAUCAGAUCGACGAAAGUCUAGGCCUCAAAAAGGAACUCUUUCGCGCCUUCUUAGCUAAAAUUUACAGACGAAUCAAAUAA